Tarenaya hassleriana is the source of this 2200-nucleotide messenger RNA. RefSeq names its product U-box domain-containing protein 35-like. The transcript is spliced from 8 exons. The coding region runs from base 1 to 2022 and encodes 673 amino acids. Gene Ontology annotation, biological process: protein phosphorylation. NCBI's taxonomy places the organism in Eukaryota, Viridiplantae, Streptophyta, Magnoliopsida, Brassicales, Cleomaceae. The record is from RefSeq and is a predicted model, not a curated record. Gene Ontology annotation, molecular function: protein kinase activity; ATP binding.
AUGAUUGGCAUUCAGAUACAAUGUAAAGAGGUGCUGGUGGAAGAGUCGGAUGUGGCCAAGGCAUUAGUCGAGUACGUGAACCAGGCAGGGAUCGAGGUAUUGGUGAUCGGUACCUCUUCCAAAAGCGGUUUUCUCAGGUUCAGCAAACCGACGGAUAUUCCAGGAACGAUCACGAGGGCAGCACCCGAUUUCUGCACGGUUUACGUGAUAUCCAAAGGAAAGAUCUCAACUAUGAGAUCGGCUUCUCGUGCAGCACCGUCUGUUGCUCCAUUGCGUAGCCAGCUUCAGCAGCCUAAUCUAAAGCCGCCCCAGCCAUUGCCCUCUCCUUCCACUACCGCUUACCGAGCCGAGAGACAAUCAUUCGAGUCGCAGAGAAAGUCCAUUGAUACUCUAUCAGAUUCCUCCUUCAGGUCGCCAUUGACAAGAAGAGGAAAACAUGGGAGCUCGAACGGGGAUCUCUCUGUUCCGGAAUCAGACAUAUCCUUUGUCAGUUCUGGAAGGCCGAGUGUGGAUCGGAUCUACGCAAACUUCAACGACUCUGAACCAAGCCGAACUCCUCCAAGGCUGUCAAACUUUUCAGAUGCUAGCUUCGACACUAUGUCAUAUGGAAGGAAAUCAUUGGAUAUAAUGAACUCGCCCCCCGACUUCUCGUCCUUCGAGAGCGAGAGGUUUUCAUCCGCCUCCCAGACAAUGGAUGACGUAGAGGCCGAGAUGAGGAGGCUGAAACUGGAGCUGAAACAGACGAUGGAAAUGUACAGUACAGCUUGCAAGGAAGCCCUCACAGCGAAACAGAAGGCAAUGGAGCUUCAGCGUUGGAAGUUAGAGGAAGGACGGAAACUGGAAGAGGCAAGGCAUGCUGAGGAAGCUGCAUUGGCAAUUGCAGAGAAGGAGAAAGCCAAAUCCAAAGCAGCCAUUGAAGCAGCUGAAGCAGCUCAAAGGAUUGCAGAGCUCGAGGCCCAGAAGAGGGUCAAUGCAGAAAUGAAAGCCCUCAAGGAAGCUGAAGAAAAAACAAAGGCCCUUAACGCAUUAGCACACUCAGAUGUCAGGUAUAGGAAGUAUUCCAUCGAGGAGAUUGAACGUGCAACCGAGUUCUUUGCCGAGAAAUACAAGAUCGGAGAAGGAGGGUACGGUCCUGUCUUCAAGUGUUUCCUCGAUCACACACCAGUGGCCGUCAAAGUUUUACGUCCAGACGCAGCUCAAGGAAGAUCUCAAUUUCAGCAAGAGGUCGAGGUGUUAAGCUGUAUAAGGCACCCGAACAUGGUUCUCCUGCUCGGUGCAUGCCCAGAAUGCGGGUGCUUAGUUUACGAGUUCAUGGCGAAUGGAAGCUUGGAAGACCGCCUUUUCAGACGAGGAAACAGCCCGCCUCUGUCUUGGCAAACCAGAUUCAGAAUCUCUGCGGAAAUCGGUACGGGACUCUUGUUCCUCCACCAGACCAAACCAGAACCGCUGGUUCAUCGUGAUCUUAAGCCCGCAAAUAUCUUGCUAGACCGAAACUUUGUCAGCAAGAUCGCCGACGUUGGACUUGCCAGGCUGGUGCCUCCAUCUGUUGCAGAUAACGUGACACAGUACCGGAUGACGUCAACUGCCGGAACGUUCUGCUAUAUCGAUCCAGAAUAUCAACAGACGGGCAUGCUGGGUGUGAAAUCCGACAUCUACUCCCUCGGCAUCAUGUUUCUGCAGCUGCUGACAGCAAAGUCACCAAUGGGUCUGACCCAUUAUGUGGAGAGGGCCAUCGAGAAAGGGACCUUCCGGGAUAUGCUAGACCCGGCAGUACCCGACUGGCCGGUGGAAGAGGCCACCGAGUUUGCGAAAAUGGCGCUGAAGUGUGCAGAGCUGAGGAGGAAAGACAGACCAGAUCUUGCCAAAGUCAUAUUACCAGAGCUGAACAGGUUGAGAUUACUUGCGGAAGAAUCGACACAGUCGGCGGUUGUCAUCAACAGCCCUGGACCAUCACCCACCACCAGCCAGUCUUCCUUACAUCUGGAACAGAUCAGUAGUAAUUCCAUCCCAGUUCCUCAGUAAUAUAUACACGCAGAUGCAGUUACCAUCAAAGACAGACAAGAAUCCUCGACUGAAACACUUACAGAUGCUCUUUAGGACAAAGAGAUGCAGUAAAACGGCACUCUUUCCAUCGUAGAAGCUUCCAAGUUUUUUUUUGUACAGAUGAUUACGAAUUAAUCUAACCAUCUAUAGUUCAAGA